Mesitornis unicolor (brown roatelo) is the source of this 970-nucleotide messenger RNA. RefSeq names its product arylsulfatase family, member K (gene ARSK). The record is from RefSeq and is a predicted model, not a curated record. The annotation marks the transcript as partial. The transcript has 5 exons. Lineage: Eukaryota; Metazoa; Chordata; Aves; Mesitornithiformes; Mesitornithidae.
GAUGGACGCUUGACAUUUUACCCAGGAAAUCAGACUGUGGAUUUGCCUUUCAUAAAUUUUAUGAAAAGAUACGGCACUGUGUUUCUCAAUGCCUACACCAAUUCUCCCAUUUGUUGUCCUUCCCGUGCAGCCAUGUGGAGUGGUCUUUUCACUCAUUUAACAGAAUCUUGGAAUAACUUCAAAGGUCUGGAUCCAGACUAUGUAACAUGGAUGGAUCUCAUGGAGAAGCAUGGCUACCACACGCAGAAGUAUGGGAAACUGGACUACACUUCUGGCCAUCAUUCAGUGAGUAACCGCGUGGAAGCCUGGACUAGAGACGUUGACUUCCUGCUCCGGCAAGAAGGGAGACCCAUGGUGAAUCUUACUGGGGACAGGAGGCAUGUGAGAGUGAAGGAAGCAGAUUGGCGGACUACAGAUAAAGCAGUAAACUGGAUAAAGGAAGAAGCCGUUAACCUUACUCAACCAUUUGUUCUUUACUUGGGACUGAAUUUACCACACCCAUAUCCAUCACCCUAUACGGGAGAAAAUUUUGGAUCCUCUACAUUUUUAACAUCUCCCUAUUGGCUUGAAAAGGUAACGUAUGAAGCUAUUAAAAUACCCAAGUGGUCUUCUCUUUCAGAGAUGCAUCCAGUAGACUAUUACUCAUCUUACACCAAGAAUUGCACAGGAGAGUUUACAAAGCAAGAAGUGAGAGAUAUUAGAGCAUUUUAUUAUGCUAUGUGUGCGGAGACAGAUGCCAUGCUGGGUGAGAUCAUUUCCGCGCUGAGAGAUACCGGGCUUCUGAAAAAUACCAUAGUGAUGUUCACUGCGGAUCACGGAGAACUUGCGAUGGAGCACCGGCAGUUCUACAAAAUGAGCAUGUAUGAAGGCAGUUCCCAUGUUCCUCUUCUAGUUAUGGGGCCAGGUGUAAAAGAGCAGCAGCAAGUACCAAAUGUGGUGUCUCUCGUGGAUAUAUAUCCUACUAUGCUGG